Priceomyces carsonii is the source of this 2604-nucleotide messenger RNA. It is a transcript of the gene ATG1, whose product is annotated as serine/threonine protein kinase. The record is from RefSeq and is a predicted model, not a curated record. Gene Ontology annotation, biological process: regulation of autophagy; protein autophosphorylation; response to starvation. Gene Ontology annotation, molecular function: protein serine/threonine kinase activity; ATP binding. The transcript has a single exon. Gene Ontology annotation, cellular component: cytoplasm; phagophore assembly site membrane; cytosol. NCBI's taxonomy places the organism in Eukaryota, Fungi, Ascomycota, Pichiomycetes, Serinales, Debaryomycetaceae. The coding region runs from base 1 to 2604 and encodes 867 amino acids.
AUGUCUACUACAUUAACGACCAGUUCCUCUAAGGAUGGGAACAGACCAGCAAAGAAAAUCGGUGUUUAUACGAUAGGGCAAGAGAUUGGAAAGGGUUCCUUCGCCACUGUCUACAAAUGUGUAAAUAAUGUAAGUAUCAUAGAAAUUAUGGAGCAAUAUCAGUGCACAGAAGAAACAGCUUUACUAACAUGUCUCAAGCAAACUCAUGAAUCGGUUGCGAUUAAAUCAGUGGUGAGAUCAAAGUUGAAAUCAAAAAAAUUGAUGGAGAAUCUAGAAGUUGAAAUCUCAAUCUUAAAAUCAAUGAAGCAUCCACAUAUAGUUGGGCUCUUAGAUUAUCACCAAACAACAUCGCAUUUUCAUUUAGUUAUGGAUUACUGUUCUAUGGGAGAUUUAUCUUACUUCAUCAGGAAAAGGAAUCAAUUGGUAAAGACUCACCCCGUAAUAACGUCUUUAUUGGAACGAUAUCCCUCCCCAGAGGGAUCACAUGGGUUGAAUGAGAUUUUGGUGAUUCAUUUUUUAAAGCAAUUGGCAUCGGCUCUUGAAUUUCUAAGAGACAAAAGUUUAGUUCACAGAGAUAUAAAGCCACAAAAUUUGUUGUUAUGCCCCCCGAUACAUUCUAAAAAGGAGUUCGAGGAAGCCAAUUUUGUUGGCUUAUGGGAGCUACCUAUAGUUAAGAUAGCAGAUUUUGGCUUCGCUAGAUUCUUGCCGUCAACUUCGAUGGCAGAGACUCUAUGUGGAUCGCCAUUGUAUAUGGCUCCAGAAAUUUUGAGAUACGAGAAAUAUAACGCUAAAGCUGAUUUAUGGUCUGUUGGUGCUGUUUUGUAUGAAAUGACCGUUGGGAAACCUCCAUUUAAGGCUGCUAAUCAUAUUGAACUUCUAAAAAAUAUUGAAAAGUCGAAUGAUAAAAUCAAAUUUCCUUCUGCAGCACAAGUUCCAGAAUCUUUAAAAAGGCUCAUCAAAUCUUUAUUAAAGUAUAAUCCCACGGAACGUAUCUCAUUUCAUGAAUUUUUUAAUGAUCCCUUAAUUACUUGCGACUUGGAAGGAAAUGAUGAACCUUUGGAAACUUCAGAAAUGGAUGAGAAUCUAUUCAUAAGCGAAUACAUAUCACCGCUUAAACCCAACCAACAAUCACAGUAUAUUCAACCAAUAACCGAAAUGUCACCUAAGUCAAAGACUUCGGAAUCGCAAAUGAAGACUGUUAUAGUUGCCAAAGGUAAUCGUUCCGAAAGAGAUGAGGAAAUAAAGAGCAUAAUUGAUAAGAAUAGUCCUGAUCCUGAAGGGCCAAAUCACUUGAGUAACUCACAUAACAAUAGGUCCCUGGUCAUGAAGAAUAGGGAUGAUAUAAUACUAGAGAAAGAUUAUGUUGUAGUAGAGAAAAGAGCAGUUGAGGUUAAUGCAAUAGCUGACGAACUUGCUCAUGCAGGUAGUGGUGCUUUGGCCAUUAACAGAUCACGGCAGUCGACUGAUUUUCAUUUGAGCAACGAAGCGGCGAAGUCAACUAACGAACGCUUUAGAGCAGGCUCAUCUGGGAGUCAAAGGAGGCCAAGUAUAACGGAUAGAAUUUCGAUUUCAAUUUCUCCGACUAGUGCUUUAAGCAAAGCGAUAGGUCUUGCUUCGAAUAGACUAUUUGGCACAGCAGCAAAUAAUUUGGCAGACGAUGCUAAUUUCAAGCUAGUUUCAGAUAAUUCAGGUUUUCCAAACCCUUCAAAUGCUACACUUUCAACAGUCAUAUCAAGUCCUAAUUUUGCAAGUAAUCUUUUACUACAAAAAGUAACUUUACCUUCUUCGUCGACCAUGAAUGCAAAUGCUCAGCAGCAGCAGAAAAGAGUAUUGGGCCCAGAUGAAGAAGUUUUGAUGAAAUUGGAAUCUUUAGCUACGAAAGCACAUGCCAUUGAUUUAUUUGCGGAUGUCAAGUUUAGUCAAUUGAUUCCUAGUCCUCCCUCUUCUGAUGACUUGGACGAUAAUAUUUUGCACCAAAAUGAUUCAUUACCUCCAAAAGUGAUAAAAUCUAUAAGUGAAGAAGGUGUUGUCCUUUAUGUUAAGACAUUAUCACUUUUAGCUAAAGGAAUGUCGACCGCAAGUGAAUGGUGGUACAAGAAUUUUGAUAAAGAAGAAACAAGUAACAUAGAAGAUCAGAAAUCGUUGAAUCUAAAAUCUAAUUCAGACCAGAUUCAAAUUUCUGUUCGUAUCAAUGAACUCGUGCAAUGGAUCAGAGAAAAAUUCAAUGAGAGCUUGGAGAAGGCCGAAUUUAUUAGAUUGAGAUUGCAAGAAGCAAAUACUGUACUUGCAAAGGAGCUUAACGAAACUGGGGACUCAGUUUCGUUCUCGGAUAAUACGAAUAGGGUUAUCGCUGAAAAGUUGAUAUUUGAUCGUGCUUUAGAGAUGUCUAGGAAUGCAGCAGUUAAUGAAUUAGUGAAAGAGGAUUUAAGGGGUUGCGAGUUGGCGUAUAGCACAGCUAUAUGGAUGUUAGAGGCUCUCAUCGAGGAUGAACCAAAUGAGAGCGAUGAGAGGCUUGACGAAGAUGAUAAAGCUAUGGUCGAAAAGUUUAUUAUCAGCAUUGGAAAUAGGUUGUCAGUCUUGAAGAAAAAGCUCGAAUUGGUGUAA